CCCUCUUGACUCCCCACUCACCCCCUCAUCCCAUCCCUUCUCAUCUUCAGCUAGCCUUCAUCAAGCUAUCAUCAGCUUCUCCUCCUACGACACCAUACAAUUACACAAGCAAAAGUACCCGAGAUGCCCUUCGACUCAGUCCCUUCUCGUCGCUUCCAAACCCUAACCGUGGUCUCCAAGUGCACGGUCUUCCCUUCCGAGCCGUCCGCCAUGGGAGACCUCAAGCUCUCUGUCUCCGACCUCCCCAUGCUCUCCUGCCACUACAUCCAAAAGGGCAACCUCUUCCCCCUCCCCGAUCGCCCGCCCCUCCCCUCCCACUCCCUUGUCUCCGUCCUCCGUCUCGCCCUCUCCCGUGCCCUCACCUACUUUCCCCCGCUUGCAGGCCACCUCCUCACCGACUCCAAGGGUUACGUGCACAUCACGUGCAAUGAUGCUGGGGUCGAGUUCGUCCAUGCGAGAGCGGAGAGCUUGAGCAUCCAAGACAUCCUGGGGACGAAGCAUGUCCCCAAAUGCGUGAAGAAGCUUUUCUUGCUCGAUCGGACUGUCAGCUACGAGGGCCACUUCAAGCCCAUCCUAGCAGUCCAGGUAACCGAGCUGUCCGACGGGGUCUUCAUCGGGUGCUCGGUGAACCAUGCGGUCAUGGAUGGCACGUCAUUCUGGAACUUCUUCAACACAUUCGCUGAGGUAUGCCGGACCGGUGUUCGAAAGGUGUCGCGUAUCCCCGACUUCAGCCGUGACUCGGUACUAAUAUCACCAGCGGUUCUCAAGCUUCCGGAUGGUGGCCCGAGGGUCACAUUCAAUGAGAACGAGCCGCUGGCGGAGAGAAUCUUCAGCUUCAGCCGGGAAUCUAUUCUUAAGCUCAAAGCGAAGGUCAACGGCAGCCCGAAGUGGAAAGAUAACGAUAACGGCUACACUAACGCCGUUGAGGUCAUGGGGAAGCAGAGCAACGACCCCCUCUACCUGAGCGGUAACGGAAAGAAGGUGGAACGGAUCCUCGAGGGAUGGUUCCAUAACGGCGUUUCCGAGCCAGCCGUCGAGAAGGCUAAGGAGAUCUCGUCAUUCCAGUCCAUAUGCGCGCUCCUGUGGCGGUUGGUUACACGCGCAAGGAGACUGCCGGCCCAUAAAAUGACGACGUUUAGGAUGGCCGUGAAUGUCCGGCACCGGCUCAAGCCGAAGCUCGACGCGAGCUACUUCGGGAAUGCAAUCCAGAGCAUCCCCACCCAUGCGCUGGCCGCAGAGUUACUCUCGCACGACCUGCGGUGGUGCGCGGAGCAGCUGAACAAGACAGUUGCUGCCCAUGGAGAUGAUGCAGUGAGGCGGCUUGUGGAGGAUUGGGAGAGGGAACCGCGGUGCUUCCCAUUGGGGAACCCCGACGGCGCGUCCAUCACAAUGGGGAGCUCCCCGAGGUUCCCGAUGUACGAGAACGAUUUCGGGUGGGGCCGGCCGGUGGCGGUCAGGAGUGGAAGGGCUAACAAAUUCGAUGGUAAGAUCUCGGCCUUCCCGGGGAGGGAAGGAGGUGGGAGCGUCGAUCUCGAGGUGGUCUUGGCCCCCGAGACAAUGUCGGCGGUCGAGUCCGACAUGGAGUUCAUGCAAUACGUGUCGUCAUAUUAGAGGAUGGUGAUUGCGGAAUAUUGGUGAAUCAAUCCGUUGUCCCCUGACCGUUGGAUCAGGGGGGAAAUGAUUUGGGAGGGUUAUGUGAUAUGAUCAUCAUCUAUCUUAGCUAUACAUAUUCACAGACCACUUGAUUAAGGAUCUACUCUUGCACGAGUGAGUGACUCUUCUCUGCCACAGUGCAAAGAAGGUAAUUAUUGUGUUGAUCAUUAGAAAAGUGAUCUCUCUCUCUUUAGGUGUAUAUGUUCUAAAUUCGGUUUAUAGUGAUUUACGAUGCAUUUGGAUUCAGAGUUAAAGUAAUUUUGAUUUUGAUUGUGGAAAACGACAAAUGAGUUGGGAUUAUAAAUUUGACUUGGAAAA
Messenger RNA from Punica granatum (pomegranate), 1971 nucleotides. The record is from RefSeq and is a predicted model, not a curated record. NCBI's taxonomy places the organism in Eukaryota, Viridiplantae, Streptophyta, Magnoliopsida, Myrtales, Lythraceae.